AUGUCCUUGAUAGUGUCGUGUACGAUCAAUUAUUACGUUAUCGAAGAGGUUCAGAUUUCUUGUUUCAUGAAGAAGUUACAGGCUAUGUCGAAUAAAACUGGGAUGAGUAAUCAUAUGGAAAAGGCCUAUUGUACGCUUUCAGAAAUAAUUCCAGAAAACAUCAAUACCGACAAGAAAAUAAAGACAGAUUCGUAUAAAAUUGUGACGAAUAGCUAUCAGGAAAAGCCCAAUCGUCUAUUUCCAGGAAUGAUUCCAGUUUUUUAUGCAGAUCCCCCUUACACUCAUGAAUUAGUACGAGAACACGAUGAUAAUCACUUGAUUUAUUUAUCACCUGUGAUAAGACUUGAACCUGAUGGCUACCAAUUUAUGUCUCAUCCAUCUUUUCAUGCUAUUUUACAGAUACUAAUUUAUGGUAGCAAUGAGUUAUUUCAGUAUUUUUCAAUUAAUUGCCUUCAAGAUUUACAAUUAGAAUUAGCUCAACGAAACGUAACUGAUGAAAAUUGGACAAUUCAAAGUAUCGAAAAGGAAUGGAUAUCCGUAUCUGCUCGAGAUGAUAAAUAUCUUAUUGCUAUUCCUAUCUAUCAUUUCUCAGACUAUGCUAUCUAUUUUAAAUCAGCAUUUUCCUAUCUUUGCCAAGCGGAUAUUUCCAUCCUAUCAGCAAGAAGUUACUGCUGUGGCUUAUUUAUCUAA
Molecule: messenger RNA, 690 nt
Organism: Trichoplax adhaerens
Lineage: Eukaryota; Metazoa; Placozoa; Uniplacotomia; Trichoplacea; Trichoplacidae
Exons: 4
Coding region: 1-690 (229 amino acids)
Source: RefSeq, a predicted model, not a curated record